AUGACCUCCGAUAAACAAACCCACGGCCAUCUCGCCAAACCUUUUACGCCGACUCUCUCGGCUGCCUUCAAUCGCACCAGCAAGCCUCCUCUGACCCCGAAAUUGGCCAGUCCUGGUUCAGGAUACUCCGUCCCUCGUCGUCUCGCCCCUCCCGAUCACCCUUAUCCGACCCCCACCAAAGACGACGUGAGUGCUACUCCGGCCUCCUACCUGAGUGCAAAUGUCACCCCUCGUUCGGGUUCACGCACCACCCGUCGCGAUGCAGCUUUCCCCUCACCAACACACUCGGUCUCCGGUCAAUCAUCUACAGCGUCCUAUUCACAAAUUCCGGUCGGCCUCGGUGUCAAUGGGGUUAGGCGAACAGAGCGAAGUCCGGCUCGGGGGAUCAAGCCCUCCGAGUCUUCCAGGAGUCUGAGGGGGAAGGCAUUGAACGCCGAGGCUCAACAUACACCACGAACACACCCAGCAAUCGACCCUCCGUCCAACUCACCCAUGUUCUUCCACGCCUCUGCCGUCCGAUCGACACCUUCCUCCGAAGUGGAAGUCCCAUCUCGCCUGAAGCAAGGAAGGUCGUCUCCCGCUUCCAGCUUCGUUUACGCCAACGGCGAUCAAGAGAAGCAUGAGGCUACAGAUGAUACACAGUCUACCGUCAGUAGUCUCAGGCGCCGGUCUGGAGGCUUCGCGCGCUCCGGCUUACCGCCGCGCACCGCCCCUCCCUCCUCUGCCCGUCUCAAGUCGCCACGCAUUUCAGAUGCUUCCUCUUACCCGCCUGAGGACGGAAUAUCGCGCGGUGGGCCAGCCGCGGAUCUUCCCUUGCCUGUUGAGGUGGUGAUGCAAAGACUUGGAUCGUCGUCCAGUCAGGCGCCCGAGCGCCCGCCAUUAUUGCCUCUUCGGCAACAUCGAAAGUCGUCCAGUGUGGACUCUACCAGCCAGAUCUCGACACCCUCGGAUGGACUUCGAGCAAGCCCCUUCAUUGUCUCGACCACGCUGAGUACAGAUGGAGUUCCGGCCACGAUCUCCGAGCGCAUGCCGACCCUUCGGCCUCGGAUAUUUAGUAACGGUUCUUCGGUAACUACGAGUCCUUUGCCCAUGAGCCCAGGGAAACAUGAUAAUUCUUUCGACCCAGCCUCAACCGCCCGCACAGAACGCAAAAUUAUGGACCUUGAAAUCAGCAACUCAUCCUUACUAGCCAUCAAUCGGACAUUGGAGCGAGAGAUGCGUAAACACACUGCCGAGUUGCGAAGAUAUCGUCGCCUCAGUCGCUCGGGUCGCUUGUCCAUGGCACCUUCGACCCGAUCUUUUUCCGGCGCCGCGUUGUCAACGACUAGUGAGAUGGAAGAGGAAGACAGUGAAAUCUCUUUUGCGCACUCGCAAGACGAAGUGUCGGACCUGAGUGACGAGGACUCCGUGCCUGAUGAAGGGGUGUUAAGCCCCGAUUCGCUCGCCGAACAUGAUGCCAAGCACAGAGCUCAUGAUGAGAAGAAGUUCAUGCUUGAUCUUGCACGACACCAGGAGCUUUUGAUUGAUAGUCAAAAACUCAAUCAAAGUAUCAAGCGAUGUCUUGGGUGGACUGAAGAACUCAUCAAGGAAGGUCGAAAGGCUCUCGAAUACAAUGUUCGUGUCCAAGAUGUUGAACUGGGUGGCCGAGUUCUAUCUCCCGAGGAGCUGGGUGACGUGGGCGAAAGUGGGCGUGGUCUUCUGAGCCCAUCUGCGGACUGCUCGACCAUCUUCACCUCCGACUCCUCGGCAUUCGAACAUUCGUAUUUUGAAGCAUCCAGCCUUCCAUUACCAUCAUCCCCCGGUGGGAGUGACUAA
This is a messenger RNA of Penicillium oxalicum, 1815 nucleotides long. RefSeq lists its product as uncharacterized. NCBI's taxonomy places the organism in Eukaryota, Fungi, Ascomycota, Eurotiomycetes, Eurotiales, Aspergillaceae. The record is from RefSeq and is a predicted model, not a curated record. The coding region runs from base 1 to 1815 and encodes 604 amino acids. The transcript has a single exon.